Etheostoma cragini (Arkansas darter) is the source of this 5263-nucleotide messenger RNA. It is a transcript of the gene b4galnt4a, whose product is annotated as beta-1,4-N-acetyl-galactosaminyl transferase 4a. The transcript is spliced from 22 exons. Gene Ontology annotation, cellular component: Golgi cisterna membrane. Bases 611 to 4009 code for a protein of 1132 amino acids. NCBI's taxonomy places the organism in Eukaryota, Metazoa, Chordata, Actinopteri, Perciformes, Percidae. The record is from RefSeq and is a predicted model, not a curated record. Gene Ontology annotation, molecular function: acetylgalactosaminyltransferase activity.
GCUGCAGAUCUGUGGGAAUGCUCUGUCCGAUCACCUCUCCACAUGGGAACUCCAUUUCUCUUCUUGCUCUUUGGUACUUUGCGCUAACCCCAUGGCGGGGGAUGAUCCUUGAGUAGCCGAUCAAAUAAUCAGAGUCGUGGUGUCAGCAAAGGCUUGAGCCACCAGGGGAUUUGUGUAGAUUAUCCCCGGACUGCUAUUUUCUUGCCCUCGGUUCACACACUUCACUGAACUUAGCGGCUUUGGAUGGGCAGCCUUUUUCCCCCCUGCUACCCCAGCCGCGUGGAAACUCCAGCAGGGAAGCCUGGUUACAAGCCACGCUAUUCAUAGGAAAAGGGGGAGCCGGGGGUUUGAUUUAUCAGCAAUGACUGCCACAGAGGUGUUUGGACCCAGAUCUGAGGAUUCGAGGAGUUCGGCGCUGCUGUCACCCCGUGGACCCGGGGGAAUGAGACGGCUGUGAUUCCAGCACCACUCCCUGAUUACACGCGCUGUGCCCGGGAUGCCGUCGCUGUGACCGGGAGACCGUCAGUAGAGCAGAAACAAGACCCAGCAGCCAGAGUGAUCACUCCCCGGACCCGUUUUUGACUCUCUACCGGAGGAUGUUCCAGCCAGGAUGCUGCGCUUCCCCGUGAAGAAGAUCCGGAAGCAGUUCAAGCUCCUGCUGCUGCUGGUACUGCUCACCUCCGCCGUGUGGUUCACCUACCUGCACAUCAACCAGGGCAAGACCAUCAAACUCCACUUCAACUACGGAAAAGAUGGAGAGAGACAGACAGAGGGGACAGACGCCAGCCGUAAGAGGGACGCUCGCUCCUCAGCCGGCCACCACAAGAGCGAGGACACCAGCGACAGCAGGGAGGACGAGGCUGCAGAGGAUGAGCAAAUCACAGGAGGCGCUAAUGGCAGAGACCAUCAUCGCAUCAGGAAGUUCCUCAGCCAAGGCCACAAAAAAUUGCCAUGGAAACCAGAGUAUAAAGGACAGGCCAACCUGCACGUGUUUGAGGACUGGUGUGGCUCCUCUAUAGCCCAACUCAGAAAGAACCUGCACUUCCCUCUCUACCCUCACACCAGAACCACACUGAGGAAGCUGGCAGUCGCUCCAAAGUGGAAGAACUAUGGCCUGAGAAUAUUCGGCUUCCUUCACCCUUACAGAGAUGGUGAUUUCCAGUUCUCGGUGUCAUCUGACGAUAACUCGGAGUUCUGGCUGAGUCCUGAUGAGAGCCCUCUCAACGCCAGACUGCUGGUCUAUGUAGGACAGCUGGGCACAGAGUGGACUGCUCCAGGCGAGUUCAGCAAGUUCAGGUCCCAGUCGUCCAAGUCGGUGCACCUAAUCUCGUCCAGACGUUACUACUUUGAGAUUCUCCACAAGCAGGAUGACAAGGGCUCGGAUCACGUGGAGGUCGGGUGGCGUCCGUUCCUCCCUGGUCUGAAAUAUGAAGUGGUAGACUCAGCCUACAUCUCCCUGUACACAGACGAGUCCAGUCUGAAGAUGAACGGCGUGGACCACAUCCCCCAGACCAUGGCUAGUCACAUCCGUCUCCCAGCGGAGAAUCAGCACCAGGGUCUGGAGAGAGGCGGCGUUCUGCAGCACGGAGCGGAUAUGCUGAAGCCGGACCCCAGGGACACCUUCUACAGCACUCCAAUGAUCGACCCCUCCCGACUGGACAACGUCCUUCCGGCCUGUCUCUACUCUCCAACCUAUGUUGUCAAAGAUUUCCCCAUCGCCAGAUAUCAGGGCCUGCAAUUUGUCUAUCUGUCCUUCGUUUACCCCAAUGACUUCACACGUCUCACCCAUAUGGAGCGAGAGAACAAGUGUUUCUACAGAGAGUCCCCUAUCUACCUGGAGAAGUUUGGUUUCUACAAAUAUAUGAAGAUGGAUGAGGAGGAAGACGACAGACCGUUCUUCUUCCCCAACCCAGAUGAUUUCCUCGAUGAAGAAGAGGUGGUAGACAUAGAGGACGAGGCAGAGAUCGUUGGCACACAGUCGCCCAAGAAGCCCCCUCAUCCCAGCCAGAGCAGCUACACCUCCAACCCCACCCGUCUGCACUCGAAGCCUGCGCUCACACCAGCUGGCAAAGAAGGGGAAGAAGAAGAGGAGGACCCUGAUGAAGAGGAGGAGGGAGCAGUUGCCAGUAUCAUACGCCGCAGAGAAAGGAGACACUUUCCUCACAGUGAUGGACAGAUGGGUAGGGAUGUUGGCAGAGACUGGGGAAGAGAUCAUACAAACAAUGUACAGAACACAAAGAAGGGACUUGAAGAGCCCCAACCCAGGGGGCUUCAGCCGGACAGUGUGGUCCGGGGUCGCUCCUUGUCUUGGAUUCACACUGGUUCUGCAGAGUUGAGCCCCGGCAGGAAAGGAGGAGGAGCAGGUGGCGGAGCAGAAGGAGGGGGGGAAGAGAAGGGAGUUGAAACUGUGCCUAAACUAAGCAAAUCUUCACUCCUUUUCCCCAAAAAGUCCUCCCUCUCUGCCCUUGCCAGUCGAGCCAAGCAGAUCCUCAGCAACUCCGCCCACAGCCACAACUUCCAAGAUGCCAAAAGCAACAAGCUUGCUGGAAACAAGAAGGAGGAGAACAAGAUCUACAUCACCAGGCCUCGCACUGCCAAGGAGCGGGAGAGGGACAGGGAGAGGGAGAGGGAGCAGCGUCGAGAGAGGGUCACCUCUUACCUCAGGACCUCUGAGAUCACAGAGUCCCAGCAGCAGCCAGACCCAGACCCCAACCCAGCAGAACAGGACCCAAAUACAGAUCGCUCUAAUCCUGACCCCGAUGUUGACCCAGAGCCAGAACCAGAGGAGGGCGAGAUGUCGGACUACAGCUACGAGGAGGCCGAGGUGCGGCCAGGUUGGGCGGAGGAGAGCAUCAACUGGCAGAGGACCUUCUCGGUCAAUCCGAUGGACUUUGAGCUGCUGCGCUCCGACUGGAACGACCUGCGCUGCAACGUGUCUGGCAACCUGCAGCUGGCAGAGAGCGAGGUGGUGGACGUGCUGGCGCAGUACAUGGAGAAACUCAACGAACGUAAUGGAGGGAUCUACACCCUGCUGCGAAUUGUCAACGUUGAGAAGCGGCGCGACUCGGCGAGGGGGAACCGUUACCUCGUGGAGCUGGAGCUGAUGGAGAGAGGCCGCAGCGUGGUGCGUCUCUCAGAAUACAUCUACCUGCUGCUCCACCGCGGCAGGCAGGGGGAGGAAAGCCUAGAGAACACUGACUUUGCCCCGGCCUCUGCACCAGCUUCGGUCCCAUCAGCUGCCACAUCCAGCCUCACCACCCCCCCGCCCCCUCCCUCCACCAAGGCUCGAGCGACCCCCUGGAGCACAGCCUAUGCUAAGCCUCUGCUCUGCCAGCCGGUCAUGCUGCAGUGGAGGAGAGAUGUCAUGGUGCACUUUGUGGUGCCAGUGAAAAACCAGGCUCGCUGGGUACAGCAGUUUAUCGCUGACAUGGAGAAUCUUCAUCAACAGACGAAGGAUGACAAUUUCAGCAUCAUCAUUGUCGACUUUGAGAGUGAAGACAUGGACGUGGAGCAGGCCCUCAGAGAAAGCAGUGUGCCGAGAUAUGAAUAUCUAAGGAGAGAAGGGAACUUUGAGCGCUCAGCAGGACUGCAGAUCGGAGUAGACACUAUUGAGGAUAGUCACAGCAUUGUGUUCCUGUGUGAUCUGCACAUCCACUUCCCUCUCAACAUCUUGGAAAGCAUCAGGAAGCACUGUGUGGAGGGGCGCCUUGCUUUCGCUCCCAUCGUCAUGAGACUCAGCUGCGGCAGUUCGCCACGGGAGCCUGACGGUUACUGGGAAGUGAACGGCUUCGGCCUGUUUGGAAUCUAUAAGUCUGAUUUCGAUAAGAUUGGAGGGAUGAACACAGAGGAAUUCAAAGACCGCUGGGGUGGAGAGGACUGGGAGCUGCUGGACAGGGUGCUGCAGAAUGGCUUGGAGGUAGAGAGACUACGCUUGAGGAACUUCUUUCACUACUACCACUCUAAACGAGGCAUGUGGAACGCCCAAAACAAAAAAACUCCCAAGGGAUAGUGCCCCCCCCCCCCCCCCCUGCUGGUCGGAGGAUACCGAACCUACCUGCAGAUCCACUGUGUGUGAGAGAGAGACCUGUAAGAGCUCGCUCACUGCCUGAACUCUGCCUUCAUUUGAAACAGGCUCCUUUCAGGGACGCCUCUGUUUUCGACAUCGCCCCCUCUUGUAUGCUUGCCUACAUGAGGAAACAGAGUCCAAAUCGGAACUUUACAAGCGAGCUGUUUACGCAAAUAGAACUGAGUCAGUACUUUGCCUCACUGACUGAACUACUGUACAGAGGGAAGAGAGUUCUUUUUGUUCUCCUUCUCUCUGUCCUUUUUUUGGUGCAAUGUUUUCAGACGGACUGGAAAGCGGCUGUGUGUGUGUGUGUGUGUGUGUGUGUGUGUGUGUGUGUGUGUGUGUGUGUGUGUGUGUGUGUGUGUGUGUGUUGCCGGCUUGUGUGCGUUCAUGAUGACAGGAAGCACCUUUUUCUAACAAGGAGACGUGAAGACAACCUAAGAUCUUUUUUUUUCUAACACACUCUUAAAUGGGAGCCUGAUAGAGUGUGUGUCAACAUGUUCAGAUAGAUUCAGACAUGGCGCCGUAGGUCGGGUAGGGGAUCUCAGUCUUUGGUAAUACAGUUCUUCUACAACUACCUGUUGGAUAUCCUUAACCGAGGUGCUGAUGUUCCCCUGAUACCUGAUAUUAUGUAACAAGAAAAAGCUUUGAAUCAGAAAAGCCCUUUUAGUAACAGAUACUGACAGAUGGGUCAUUUUUAUAUAUCUUUCCAUCCCUCGCCCUCUCUCUUCUUCUGUAUCUCUUUUCAUCUUUGGCUCAUUUCAGCCUCUGUCUGUCUGAUGUCAUGCAAUUUUUUGCAUUUGUAUCUGUUGAAACAUUUGUUGGACGUACAACACCCAUAUUAAUGCUAGCCAUCGGUUACGGUUUCCUUUUGUUUCAUUACCUGAAGUGUGUUGUGCUGUUUUCAUAUGUCCUCACAGAGCAUGAAUGCAACGUUUGGCGUGCCAUUUUCUGUUCCAAAACAUUGAAUUUGCAAGCAGUUUUACACCUUUUUACACUUUUUUUCAUCCUUAAUUCCCUUCACAUCUCUAAGCUCAUUGUUAACUGGAGCCUAGAACAAAGCAGAGGACAACAACAGAUGUCUGACGUUUGAUUUUAAUGUUGUAAUGCCAUUGUAUUAAGCAUUUUCUGAGCUGAGAGUUGCAUUUCUCAUAUAAAAAUACCACCAGGAUAAUGAUCGCUUAGCUAUCAAAGACA